UUGACUCUCGCGAACACAGCAGUCAGAAUCGAGGACAUGGGACCGUGAAAGUAUGGCGGAUGCCGAGGAGCCGGAGAAGAAAAGAAGGCGAAUAGAGGACCUGACCGAGAAAAUGGCUGUAGAUGGUGGACACAUGGACACUGGUUGCGAAUGGGAUGGCCGGUGGAAUCACGUGAGGAAGUUUUUGGAGAGAUCUGGCCCCUUUACCCAUCCUGACUUUGAGCCAGGCACUGAGUCUUUACAGUUUUUGUUGGAGACCUGUAAGAUUCUGGUCAUUGGUGCAGGAGGACUUGGAUGUGAACUCCUCAAAGAUCUGGCUCUGUCUGGAUUUCGCCUAAUUCAUGUGGUUGAUAUGGAUACUAUUGAUGUGUCCAACCUCAACAGACAGUUUCUUUUCAGGCCCAAAGAUGUUGGACGACCAAAGGCCGACGUGGCAGCUGAAUUUGUAAACAGUCGGAUUCCUGGCUGUGAAGUCAUCCCUCACUUUAAAAAGAUCCAAGACUUUGAUGAGUCCUUCUACCGGCAGUUCCACAUCAUCGUCUGUGGACUGGACUCCAUUAUUGCCAGACGCUGGAUGAACGGGAUGCUGAUAUCCCUACUGAGUUAUGAAGACGGAGUCCCGGAUCCCAGCUCCAUCAUUCCCCUCAUCGAUGGAGGGACUGAGGGCUUUAAAGGAAACGCGCGUGUCAUUCUGCCAGGCAUGACUGCAUGCAUCGACUGUACCCUGGAGUUGUACCCGCCACAGAUUAAUUUCCCCAUGUGCACCAUUGCGUCAAUGCCAAGGCUACCAGAGCAUUGCAUCGAAUAUGCCAGAAUCUUGCAGUGGCCAAAAGAAAAUCCAUUUGGAGAUAGCGGCUUGGAUGGAGACAAUCCUGAACACAUACAGUGGGUGUUUGAAAGAGCCCAAGAAAGAGCUGCAGAGUUUAACAUUACAGGAGUGACAUACAGACUCACACAAGGUGUAGUGAAGAGGAUCAUUCCCGCUGUGGCAUCAACGAAUGCUGUUAUUGCUGCUGCGUGCGCCACUGAAGUUUUUAAAAUUGCUACAAGCGCAUAUAUUCCUUUAAAUAAUUACAUGGUCUUUAACGAUGUGGACGGACUAUACACCUACACUUUUGAAGCAGAGCGAAAGGAGAAUUGUUCAGCAUGCAGCCUGGUGCCUCAGGACCUUCAGUUCCCUCCUUCUGCCAAGUUACAGGAAGUUUUAGAGUACCUGACAGAGAACGCUUCACUGCAAAUGAAAUCCCCCGCUAUCACUACAACACUGGAAGGGAAGAAUAAGACGCUAUAUUUGCAGUCUGUUAAAUCUAUCGAGGAACGAACCAGGCCUAACCUCUGCAAGACUCUAAAAGAGCUGGGGUUGUCAGACGGACAGGAACUGGCUGUGGCAGACGUCACCACGCCCCAAACGGUUCUCUUCAAACUCAAUUUCACUGCCUGAACCUCCGUGACAGCACGUAGAGCACUGAUAUCAGAUGGACUGAAUCUGAAAACGUGUCAGUCAUUGUGGUGUUGCAGCAGAAUAUUUUUGAUGGCAGUGAUUAUGUAAAUGAGUACACUCUCACUUGUCAAAUAGGAUUGUUUUCUUGUACAAAUGAGAAAUCAGUUAACUUUGUUGUUUUUUUUCGUAUUAUGUUGUUUACUUCUUUAUGUAUUUGACCUAUGCUGACUAAUAUUGUUGCUAUUUACCUGUAUGUCAAUUGCGUGAGUAAUAAUGUGCGCUAUGCUCUAAUAAUAAAGUUUUAUUAUCAUCCUUGA
Molecule: messenger RNA, 1758 nt
Organism: Solea senegalensis (Senegalese sole)
Lineage: Eukaryota; Metazoa; Chordata; Actinopteri; Pleuronectiformes; Soleidae
Product: NEDD8-activating enzyme E1 catalytic subunit-like
Exons: 18
Coding region: 53-1441 (462 amino acids)
Biological process (GO): protein neddylation
Cellular component (GO): nucleus; cytoplasm
Molecular function (GO): NEDD8 activating enzyme activity
Source: RefSeq, a predicted model, not a curated record